Molecule: messenger RNA, 1592 nt
Organism: Ipomoea triloba (trilobed morning glory)
Lineage: Eukaryota; Viridiplantae; Streptophyta; Magnoliopsida; Solanales; Convolvulaceae
Product: protein JINGUBANG-like
Exons: 1
Coding region: 78-1298 (406 amino acids)
Molecular function (GO): protein binding
Source: RefSeq, a predicted model, not a curated record
CUCUCUCUCUCUCUCUCUCUCUCUCUUUCUCUCCCUUCUACACUGCAACAGAGAAUCAAGAAGAAGAAGAAGACGAGAUGCCGCUGCAUUCAAGGAACGGUGGGCUAUCAACUCCAUUGUUAUCUUCCUCAUCAGCACCCAGCAGCAAUAGCAGCAGCGAUACAGACGAAAGCCCAGCCCCAUCAAGAAGACACGACUUCCCAGAUCUCCAUUUCCCCAUCCCAAAACCCCCCAUCUCCCCUUCCCAGUCCUACAAGUCCUUGGCAAUCCUCUCAGGCCACAUCGGCUCCGUUUCCUGCCUUUCCUUGUGCGGGGAAUUCAUCCUCAGCGCCUCCCAGGGCCGAGACAUCAUCGUAUGGCAACACCCGGAUCUCCGCCAAUUCACCAAAUUCGGCCAGGGAGACGGCUCCGUCAAGGCCAUUUUAACAGUCGGAAACAAAGUCUUCACGGCCCACCAAGACAGCAGAAUCAGAGCGUGGAAGGUUUCCAGAAGGUCCGAGAAUGUUUUCCGGAUCCUCGACACUCUCCCCACAACAAAAGACUGCCUAGGAAAAUUCAUGCGGCAGAGCAAUUACGUCCAAACCAGGAGGAACCACAAGAAACUAUGGAUCCAACACGCGGACAGCAUCUCCUGUUUGGCCUUCCACAACGGGCACUUAUACUCCGGGUCCUGGGACAAGACAUUGAAGGUGUGGAGCCUCUCGGAUUUCAAAUGCGUCGAGUCGAUCAAGGCGCACGAGGACGCGAUCAACGGGCUAAUAUCGAGCCACGGGGUCGUCUAUUCGGCCUCCGCGGAUGGGAAAAUCAAGGCGUGGAGGAGAACAGAAAAGGAGAGAAUACAUUCCCUGGUGGGGCUCAUGGAGGGGCAUACAGAUGUUUCUUUCAACACUGUGGUGGUUUCUGAGGAUGGGGGGUUUGUGUAUGGGGGAGGGUCGGAUGGGUAUGUGAUGGGGUGGGAUAGGGUAGGGGGUAAAAGGGUGUGUGAGGUGAAAGCACAUGAAAUGGCUGUUUUGUGUAUGUGUGUAAUGGGGGGUGAUUUUCUUUGCAGUGGCUCAGCUGAUAAGAGUAUAGGGAUAUGGAGGAGGGAGAUGAAUGGUGGGAUUUUCAGAGUUGGGGUUAUAAAGGGGCAUGAAGGGCCUAUUAGGUGUCUUCAGGCAUCUCCAUUUAGUGUGGGGGGUGGGUUUAUGCUGUAUAGUGGGAGCCUUGAUAGAAGCCUUAGGGUUUGGUGGGUUCCCAAGUAUUGUGACAGAUCUGAGGAAAAAUCUGCAGACAGGUUUUUGAGGUUGCCUUCUGUGUAACAGAAGAGAAAUGUUUCUUGAAGAAGCACUGGUCUGGUUUUUUACAGUGUGUGCAGUGCUUUUGGAAUCUUUAAUUAGAGAGUUUUGGGGUGGAUUGGAUUGGAGAGGUUUGUGUUCUGCAGUUUGUUUUUGGAGGAUUUAAUUCUGUAGUGUGAAGUCAUAGGACAUGAUCAAGAAUGUGUUGUUUCAUUUAUUUAUUUUUUUGAUCACAAAUAGUUCAUUUAUUUUUAAUUGUAAUUAUGCCCACACAGUGAUUGGAAUCAAUGAAUAAUACUAUAGUUUUUAUUCUUUUUU